CACGGAUCAAUCAAUAGUCGCAUUCCUUGUUGAAGGACUCGGGAAGGAGAGACAGUUGGCCUCUAGAAGAUCAUGAUCCUGAUGAUUGUUCGGAGCUUCCCCACAAAAACAGUCUGGCGUUAAGAGGCAUUAAGGAGAAUAGAUCAACUAUCUCUCCGUCGGCAUUCAAGAAAAUUGCGUAGUCGGGCACAAGUGAUCAGUGCAAUGAGUGUUUUCAAUAUUUCCAAAGUUACAGCAAGCUUGUUGCUCGGCCUAGUCCUUGUCCUCGCAGCUGUUCCACGAGGAGCACAAGCCUUUGCUCCGUGUCAAGUCAGCCACAGAUGUCGCAGCGAUAACAACAACAACAAUCUGCUUUUCUCUUCCACCGACGAUGAUUCUGUCGGGCAAAGCAGUGAGGAUUCUGUUGCGUCCGAKUCGCCUCCUCCAACCCCCGUGAAGUGUCCCAACUGCGAUUUGUGUGAUGGAAGUGGAAGGUACGCWAACUCCGAAGAAUAUUAGAACUUGUCAUGAUAGCACAGUACAGCCAGAGAGCAAUCCAYAAGYCYGAAAAUCCGGAAAAGGCAUKCACAUUCACUGUGCUUUGGGGCAUCCGUCAAUCACGAAUUGCGCCUUGUUGUAGUCUCACAAAAUACCGAUUGUUUGUUGCGUGCGUUCGCCUCUGAAUAGAAUCGAGGGAGGGAUCGGAACGGUCUUGAAAUUUUGGCCCAUCAAGGCGUACCGUCCGUGUCCCAAUUUCAUCGAAAAUGGUGGCUUUUACACGCGGAGUGGKCAGGGACUAGAUGAGAUUGCCUUUGGAAGGGAUUCCAAAUACGAUCCYAUGAACGACUUAUAAUUGUUGAAAAAACRAUCGAGAAUAAAAUAUCGGAAAUGAA
This is a messenger RNA of Pseudo-nitzschia multistriata, 872 nucleotides long. The record is from the annotation of a GenBank genome assembly. NCBI's taxonomy places the organism in Eukaryota, Bacillariophyta, Bacillariophyceae, Bacillariales, Bacillariaceae.